Molecule: messenger RNA, 841 nt
Organism: Megalobrama amblycephala (Wuchang bream)
Lineage: Eukaryota; Metazoa; Chordata; Actinopteri; Cypriniformes; Xenocyprididae
Product: sialic acid-binding Ig-like lectin 13
Exons: 3
Coding region: 97-513 (138 amino acids)
Source: RefSeq, a predicted model, not a curated record
GUCAGUUACAGCAAAGCACUUGUAUUCUUUCUUAAUCAAUAUUCAGAGGAUUUCUUCAAACUGCCUUAUCUGGUUUAAGCUUCUUUUAAUGGCAAGAUGAGUGUAGCUGAGAAAGUCUGUGUUUUUGUCUUUCUCUUACAAGGUGUUUGCUGUAGACAGAACAGCAUCAGUCUGCCAGAGAAGAUUGAAGCUCUCAGUGGAUCAUGUGUGAUCAUAAAGUGCACAUUUGAGAUUGAGGAAAACAUGGACAAAUACCUCACUGAGAGUGAUGCUACAGGAUUGUGGCUCAAAGAUGGAACUAAUAUGAAUAACAAUCAAGUGUUUAACUCCAGAGAUCCCAAUAAUCGCUUUAAAGGGGAAAUAACUGGAAAACUACAUGAGAAGAACUGCACCACUGUCUUUUAUGAUGUUGGUUCAAAUCAUAAUGGUAAAUAUUACUUCAGGAUUGAGAGUGGUGCUCUGAAAUACACCUUCUACAUGAACACCUCCACUAUAAAUGUCAUUGGUGAGUGAUUUGAGCCUUUUAUUGAUAAAUUAAUCUGUUAAAUGAUUUUUUUUCUUACAUUUUUUGUCAUGUCAAUGAAUGCGGCAUUUAAAGUGACUAUUUUUUGUGAAUAUAUGGCAUAAUUUCCCCUCAAGUUCACACAGGUGUCUUAUCAGAGUAUCCACAAAAUGGUGAAUAUGUUCCACUAACAUCAACAUCACAAUUAAUGUCACUUUGUUUAUUAUUUUGUUAUCUUUAUCUACUCCAUGCACAUAUAUAACUGUCCAAAGAUCCUUUUGGGGGGACAGUGUGUAUGUGCAGUAUAGAGUAUUUCCAAAUAUAUUCUUCUAUAACUUA